AUGGCUGAUGUUGGAAGCAUUCUCAACCUCCGAGUACGGCUUGUGACGGCGAGGGUGGAUGCGAUUGGCGGAAACGCCGUGGCCUUGCUAUGGGAUAUGCCACAACGCGCCCGCAGGCAUCUCCGGAGUAUCGUCGCGACUACCACAUAUAACUAA
Molecule: messenger RNA, 156 nt
Organism: Pyrenophora tritici-repentis Pt-1C-BFP
Lineage: Eukaryota; Fungi; Ascomycota; Dothideomycetes; Pleosporales; Pleosporaceae
Source: RefSeq, a predicted model, not a curated record